UGGCCCACGCGCAGCGCGCGCAGCGCAUGACACGCGACGAGAAGACGCCAUCUUGAUUCUCGGCCGCGCAGCAUCUAGGUGCGACUGCCGCUUCUCGUGAGCCCAACCAAGGACCGGGAGAGUUGAGCAUCUUCCCUCGUUAUUCAUCCCCUGAAGCAGGCCUAGGCCUGCCUAGUGAAUGCGAGGUCUAACAGUGUGGUGGUCGAGCAUCGGCGCCACCCACGGACGAACGAGGUACCGUCUGUCUGAGCAGUGACACACCACCAGCCUGCGGUUGGCGGCGCCCGCCGCAGAAAACAAGGACAAGAAAGCUUCGCCCUUUGGUAUCGGUAAUGGACGAGAGCUGUCCACAGUCCUCUACACAUUGGGACGAAGUACUCACACUGUCGUCUUCGUCGGAGUCAAUACGGCGACGUGAGCCACGGCAUGUGUUCCCUGGCCACUCAUCGCGGAAAGCCAGAGGUUCGGCUGCGAAGUCGUCACAGAGACGACCGUCCCAUUCACCGAAACCAGAGACGGAAGAUAUCGCGUCUAGGAGCUCUGCAGAAGCUCCGGGGUACGUUAGCACUGACGAGUCUACCCUGACGCCCCUUACCGUCGCGGAACGUUCUCCCUGGGUCAAGUCCUCAGCGCCUAGGAAAGUGCACGGCACGCUCCAGAAAGCUAACGCGACGCCAGCGACGCAUGGUGAAGAGCGCUCAGAUGUCCUCGAGAAAGGCAACGUCGCGCGAAGCGGAUCGACAGCGAUGACGUGCGGCCGCGGACGCCGUAUCUACGCUGAAGAACGAGAGACAUCGAAGCGUUCCGUUUUCUCCAGACCAGGCCGCCGACACCACCUGGCGAGAGGCCGCAGGACAACGAGCGACAGUUUCGCAGGACGUCAGGCAUCGAUACCGAGCAGCUUCGAGGACAUAGAGGGGCAACGCAUAUUUGACGCGGACGCUGCGUAUCCCAAGUCGUCGCUGUUUGGAAGACUAUCGACCGGCAUCGGCUCGAUCGCCAGAAGGCUUUUCCGAAGCGGUCCACCGGAAGCACUGCCGACGACUGUAGUUCGCGGAAAAGGCAAGAGAACGGAACUUGGAUGGUUGACGUCUCGUUCAGGAGAAGCGCGUACUCUCCGGCCGGAGUCAGAAGGUGCCCCUUUUGGGGAAGAAGGAAGAGCCCAGGGUUUUCGCUUGAAGCGCACCCGCCAUAGCCGCCGCAAUGACGUAUACGACACCAUCCAAGGGUCGGAACAAGAUCUGCAGCCGUUGUACCACGCUACCCGUUCGUCUCAUCGCCACAACCGGAGAAGCCCUAUUCGCAGAGCAACCGAAACGGUUGUAGGAGGAGACGGAGUUCCUUUGAGCGCUGCAUGUAUCGCCGCGUCGGAUAAAGCAAGACGCGUGGCCCCGGAGACGUCCGGAGUGCGCAGACCGGUUCCAGAGGGUCAAGGUGACAUCCAGCUACAAGACCACAGAGGUACUUGCGCGAUGCCAAAGACACGUACUACUCGCUUUGAUCCUAUGGUGAUGAUUGCUGCGGGCGAGAAUCUCCGCAUGAAGCGAAAAGAAGAGAGCACAAGAUCGCACAGAAGGAGACAUCGCUCGAAGGAGCGCGACGAAAGAACCAGGUCCAAGUCCCCCGGCAGUCGAGGGCGUGGCGAGAGCAACGGCGAAGGCGAACAGCGACGCAAGAGGAAAUCACGGUCGCGCAAGCGACACAGAGAUGGCAGCAGGAGUCGUAAGGAAAAGUCCGAGACAAACGUCGCAGGAUCAACGUACGAACUCAGCGGCUCGCCGUCUCGAUCCUUCGACUUCUCCAUCAGCCCGGUGCCCGUGACACGUGGCACCCUACCUCGACCCGAGCUUACGCGAUCCAGCGAAGUCCAGCUUGGAUCGAGCACGUGGCUUGUGGAUGGACACUCUUCCGACAGCCCUCAAGCGGUCGCUCUGGACAUGAAGUCGUCAUUGCGGAAGCCCUUUGCGCCUUCGAGGAAGGACGAGAAACGGGAAGUCAACGUCAUUUCCGCGUCAUCACAACUUUCUAAUAAAAAGUCUAAGCGCUCGUCUAAAAGAUCCUCCAAGAAAAAGAAGACAUCGAGGGCAGAGAAGGAAGCAGAAAAAGAAGAGCCAAAUCAGUUGCCGGCAGACGGCGCAGUCUCGCCACCCAGCGGGCAAGAAAGGGGCGCAACGAGCCCACAACAAAUGUCAGAACCGAGGUCGAAGCACAAGUCAAAGUCCAAGUCCAAGUCGAAGCGGAAGUCGAGGGAGGAUAAAGGAAGUGAAGCGGGCAAGGAUGGCGAGAAGACUCCUAACGAUAAAGAGAAGCGCAGAAAGUCCAAGCGGAAGUCCAAGCGUACGUCUAGAGAAGAUAAAAAAAGCAAAGCUGAUUUGAGUCCAGGUGAGGAGAGUCCGAAGGUCGCAGAGAGUCGCAGAGGCCCCGGUCAUCGCACUCAUAAGGGCCGAGAAGGGGCAACGAGUCCUGGAAGCCCACCAAGCGGUGAAAUUAGCCCAGCCGAGUCGCGUAGUCCUUCAAGGCCUACGAGUACUGCAGGUCCCGCAGGUGACGUCAGCCCAGCAAGCCCUUCUGGCAGGAUCAGCCCUGCCGGCCUUAAGAGCCCGUCGAGUGAGACUCCGACAAGUCAGGAAAGCUCAGUUAGCCCAGAAUCCUCUAGGAAGAAGUCCCGACACCACAGGCAUGGCAAGAAGCACAGACGCAAAAAGCACAAGCAAAGGGGCUCUCCAAGACACAAAAGUCGUUCCAGGGCGUCCAAAAGAAGCCGUUCCAAACAUCGACGUUCCAAAAGUAGCAGGUCGAAGAAAGGAAAGGAUAGAAGUCCGAGGAGUGGGGAAAUUUCGAGCGUUACACCUGAAAGCAGUGUAUCUGGCGGCUCGAAGCGUCAAGAAAGAAGCGGGUCACGUAGGAGCCGGUCCCGAAGCCGAAGUAGAAGCGAUCGUAGUGGCAGGUCUAGCCACGGGUCGAAAAGAAAAUCACGGUCGCGCAAGCGACACAGAGAUGGCAGCAGGAGUCGUAAGGAGAAGUCCGAGACGAACGUCGCAGAAUCAACGUACGAACUCAGCGGCUCUCCGUCUCGAUUCUUCGACUUCUCCGUCAGCCCGGUGCCCGUGACGCGUGGCACCAUGCCUCGGCCCGAGAUAAGUAGAGAAGACAAGAAAUCAAAGAGCAGGAGCAGAUCCAGAAGUGGAGGCAGCCGCAGAUCCAGCAGCAAGCGGAGCCGGGAGUCGGAAAGCAUCAGCAGGAGUUCGCCGCAUCGAACGACAUCGGAUAUAAGGAAACACAAAGGAAAGAAAAGGCACCAUCGACGCAGACACAGGAAAGGCCGCGGCAGAUCGUCCCACCGGAAGUCUCGUUUACACAUGACCUCUGGAGCAGGGAGAGGCCGGAAAAAGCGCGGAGACACCGUUACGGAGAGUUACGCGGCCCAGUCUGCACCGCCCUACCUCUGUCUGCUGCUGUCGGGCCUGGGCGUCGUGCUGGCCAUGGUAGCGUGCGGGAUCAUGAUAUAUUACGUAUUCACCUGCAGGAAACAACUGAUGGCUACUACCCAUUCGGUUUUCAGCGGUGCUACCCAACCCGAGUAUCCCGACCCGGAGCACGAACCGAUCGCGCCAGAAGUCGUCCCAGGCACGGCAGAAGCUAUGCAGGUCUAUUACUGCACGACAGACCACUGCAAGCGGGAGGCACGGUACAUCCGGAGACUUCUUAGCCAACAAGAGCGGCCGUGUGAGAACUUCUACAAGCACGUUUGCAACGUUUGGAUGAGCGAGCAUCCGGCGCACGCUUUAAGCACCGGCUCGGUGGUCUCGCGAGACACGCUGCUCCAGGAUAACAUAGCGCGCCGGCUUGUCGCCGUUGUCGGCAGCGCGAGACAGCGAGACAUCCAAGUAGCGGCGAACCUUUACAAGGCCUGUGUCAACAGAGGUCGCAGCGUCGCUACAUCCAAGGAGGCGAUCGGCGCGCUGUUCUCGCGGUGGAAGAUAGAGAAGUGGCCUAGAAGCACCGCGGUUGAGGACGUAAUGGCGGUGUGGACCUUCGCUGCUGAGCUGAACCGAGACUUGAAUCUGGCAACACUCGUACGUGCCGGCGUCGGUACCGACCCGGACAAUGUGGACGUCACGGCUAUUGAGUUAUCCCAACCUCGCUGCCUCUACGCUCGUGUCGGCAAGGACAAUAAAGAAGCCGAGGAUGUUCUGGUCGCAGCUGUGGGCGAAGCUGCCACUGAAAUCGGCGACUCGGGUGUGGCUGCCGACGCCCUUGGGGGCCAAAUGUGGUCGGCGUGCACUCUCAUCGCAGCCGCGUGCCGCAGUGGUUUCGGGGACGACAGCGUCACCGUCGUCAAGUUCGGACAGCUGGAACAUUUGGGGUUACAGACGUUCCUGACCGUCCUGCUGGACGACGGCAUCGGCGGCGCCGACAUCGUGGUCCUCCACUCGGUCCGUAGUUUCCUGCGAGAACUGCAGGGAGCCCUGCACGCGAUACCGCCUCUGGACACGCUAAACUAUCUGGGUUUCCUCGCAAUCGUCCACGUGGCGCCGUUCCUCCCCGACGAGCUGCGAGGCCUACGAUACCUGUUCACCGAGGUCCGCUUUGGCCGCACGGUCGGCGACGCCAAGGACGACACCCCCUUGCUGUGCGCUCGGCUCGUCGAACGGGCUCUGCCGGGCUGCUUCGCGAAGGCGGCGCAAAUGUGGCGCCUGUCAAAUGGCCAGGAGAUGUCGACGCGAGAGUGGCUGACUCAGUUGGAAUCGGUUUUCCUGAGGCACGUCGCCGACUUCCCCUGGAUGAGCCAGCUGUCGUCGCUGUUGAUACGCUACCGCGUCAAGCGACGCGCCCUGACGCAGUUCGGCCAGUCUCUAGGCAAGCGGCGAGACGACGCUUGCGCGCCCCUCGACGACCAGAUGGGCCCCGGCGACCCUCUGCUGUUCUUCGCCAACGUCUCUCGGCGUCGGCAAGCCCAGAAGUUCCGGGAUCUGCGCGGCCACAGCGCGCUGCUCAGGCGCCGCGCCGCCGGUUCGGAGUUCUCCACCGAGGCUUCGUUCCGCCGCUCGCUGCGGGUGGUCCACGUGCCGGCGGCGCUGUUCAACGCGUCCGUGGAGAGCAACAGCUCGUUCUUCGUGUUCCAGCUCGCGCGCGUGGCGGUCCGGUUCAACCGGGCUCUGGUGCAGCUGCUGCACGAGGACCCGUACGAACGGGACGUGCCGGUGAGCUUCACCGACGACUCUCGGGCCAAGCUGGACGCUCUGCUGGACUGCUUCGACGGGGACGCCCAGUCGAGCCUCGGCGCCUCCUCCUCCACUUCGCCGGAGGCCCUCUCGCAGGUGCGCCGGGCUUUCCUCGACGGCACGUCCGCGCUGCUGCUGGCGAUGAAGGCGUUCGAGGAGCUCCCUCCCGUCAAGCAAAUCUGGAAGCUCGACCUGCGACUUGCCGGCCUCGAGAACUCGUCCGCGAGGCAGUUGUUCUUCAUCUACUUCGCGCUGGACAACUGCGAGUCGACGGCCCCCGCUUUCCACACGUCGUCGAUGUCCGCGGAAGACAGGGUCAACGUCCCGCUCAAGCACAUCGAGCAGUUCGCCGAGGCCUUCCACUGCGAGGCCCAGGAUCCCAUGGUGUCGGCUAGCGACGGCUCGUGCUCCGUGAUGCGUGGCGCCCGCCACGAGCAACCGACGCAGCGCCGGGAGUAUCGAGAGCCCGACGGCUCGUCUCCUUCCGGGGUUUAGCGGGGCCACGCGUAAACAUUACGAAACCGCGGAAUCUAUGCAUGCUUGCUUAUACUAGAAACAAACAUUAUUUCGUUUUUGUACGCUUUGGCGAUAACGUUACACUGCGAUACUGUGCAUCGAUCAACGCGAACGCGCAUCUGCUUGCUGUUGUGGAUACCUUAAUUAUGUCGCGCAUGUGGUGGUUAGUGAUCGCCCCACGACCAACGGUCGUUUAUGUGAAUCGCCGGCCACGUGUUUCGGAACCUGUUGGUUCAUAAUAUGAACAUCAAAGUGCAUAUUAAGCAGUUUGGUGUGGUACAUCUGUACCGUACCUCAUUUGUUAAGACGAAGAAGAAACUUUAGUAAAGAAUAGUCCGGCAGUUCUUGAA
Dermacentor albipictus is the source of this 6091-nucleotide messenger RNA. RefSeq lists its product as uncharacterized. Gene Ontology annotation, cellular component: plasma membrane. Gene Ontology annotation, molecular function: metalloendopeptidase activity. Gene Ontology annotation, biological process: protein processing. NCBI's taxonomy places the organism in Eukaryota, Metazoa, Arthropoda, Arachnida, Ixodida, Ixodidae. The record is from RefSeq and is a predicted model, not a curated record.